Messenger RNA from Anolis sagrei ordinatus, 3798 nucleotides. It is a transcript of the gene CDH20, whose product is annotated as cadherin 20. NCBI's taxonomy places the organism in Eukaryota, Metazoa, Chordata, Lepidosauria, Squamata, Anolidae. Gene Ontology annotation, biological process: cell morphogenesis; calcium-dependent cell-cell adhesion; cell-cell junction assembly. The record is from RefSeq and is a predicted model, not a curated record. Gene Ontology annotation, cellular component: plasma membrane; adherens junction; catenin complex. Gene Ontology annotation, molecular function: calcium ion binding; cadherin binding.
GCUGUGAAGAGAGAGAGAAAGAGAAGCAAAUAAAUAUUCCCCCGCCCACAGCAAGAGCCAGGCUUGGCUCCAGCCGCCUCCCGUUCCCAAGUAGCUGCCAGCUGAAGGAACCUCCUCCGUCCUCCGCCCGCCUACCUGAGAAGAGAGAGAGAGAAAGAGAGCAAGAGAGAGAGAGCAAGAGCGAGGGCGCGUUUGGCAGAAAAGCCACGAAACUCAAAUCCAGCCAUUCAUCUCCGUGGAGCCAAGAGAGAGAGCAGCCUCGGGCGACUUUUUCUCCGGGACAAUUUGGCAGAAGAGAUCAGAAGCAACUGCAGAAAGAAGUGGGAAAUAAGGAGUAGUAGUAGUAACAAAAACAACAACUCCUGAUAAGGAUAAAAGCAAAGGCAUCGUGGAGGAAAGGCUAGAGGACUUUAGGGAAGAGGGAAACAGCUCCGGAGUUUUUCCCGGGAACUUGGCUUCUCGCUCAAAACUGCCCUGAAAGGAAGGAAGGGAAGAAGGAAGGGAAGAAGGAAGACAGGGAGGUUUCGGAGGCCAACUUCCCUCCAGGCUGGAGGACGUGGACCAGGCACCGCCUCGCUGGCUGUGGCGUCUGAUGAUAAAAAGGAAGAAUUGCUGAGGUUCCUGCCAGGCGAGCUGUCGAAUGAAGUAUCUACCUAUAACCCCAGCUGAGGAAGUAAGUGACAGGAGGAGCACAGCGGAAAGACCAACAUAGGGACAUCAAUAAAAGAAAUAGAAAGGAAACCAUUGUCAAGGUGGUCAGCUUCGUGUCACUGAAAGACGACACUUAGAAGGUUCAAAGGUCUGCCUAUUACAUUUUUUAAAGGACCCGAUCUAAAUCUGGAAGCUACCCUGGCAUGGCAAUGCAGACUUCGUGCAGAAUGCACACUUCAAAGAAGUGGCUUGGACCGAAUAUAUCCUUAAGUUUUUACCUAAUGAUGAACCUUGUUACUAUUGUAUUAUCUGGAAGCACCAGACCACCCAGCAAAAGCCAAGGUGACAGUCCUUCAGACAACAUGCUUCUACAUCAGCGAAUGAAGAGGAGCUGGGUAUGGAACCAGUUCUUUGUUUUGGAAGAAUAUACAGGAACUGACCCUUUGUACGUGGGAAAGCUCCAUUCUGAUAUGGACAGAGGAGAUGGAUCAAUCAAAUAUAUUCUUUCAGGAGAAGGAGCGGGUGUUGUGUUUACCAUCGAUGACACUACUGGGGACAUCCAUGCCAUACAAAGACUAGACAGAGAAGAAAGGUCCCAGUAUACACUAAGGGCUCAGGCCUUGGACAGACGGACAGGAAGACCAAUGGAACCAGAAUCUGAAUUUAUCAUCAAAAUCCAAGAUAUCAAUGACAAUGAACCUAAGUUUCUGGAUGGACCGUAUGUUGCUUCAGUACCAGAAAUGUCACCAGUGGGCACCUCUGUUAUCCAAGUGACAGCUACAGAUGCUGACGAUCCUACCUAUGGGAACAGUGCCAGGGUCGUCUACAGUAUUCUCCAAGGACAGCCAUAUUUCUCCGUGGACUCCAGAACAGGCUUAAUUAGAACGGCAUUAAUGAACAUGGACAGAGAAGCAAAAGAAUAUUACGAAGUUAUAAUCCAGGCCAAAGAUAUGGGAGGGCAGCUGGGAGGAUUAGCUGGGACAACUAUUGUCAAUAUCACUCUCUCUGAUGUAAAUGACAACCCACCUAGAUUUCCACAGAAACACUAUCAGAUGAGUGUUUUGGAGUCUGCUCCAAUCAGCUCUACAGUCGGCCGAGUUUUGGCUAAAGACUUGGAUGAAGGCAUUAAUGCUGAAAUGAAAUACAGCUUUGUGGAUGGAGAUGGACUGGACGUCUUUGAUAUCACCACUGAUCCUACUUACCAAGUUGGGAUCAUCACCGUGAGAAAGCCACUGAGCUUUGAGAGCAAGAAAACAUAUACUUUAAAAGUCGAGGGUGCUAAUCCUCACCUGGAAAUGCGCUUCUUGAACCUAGGCCCGUUCCGUGACACCGCAACUGUGCAUAUCACUGUGGAGGAUGUGGAUGAGCCCCCAGUCUUCGAGCCUAGCAUUUAUUUUGUGGAGGUACCUGAAGAUGUGGACAUUGGGACCACCAUACAAAUGAUACAUGCCAAGGACCCUGAUGUGACCAACAACUCUAUCAGAUACUCCAUUGAUCGAAACAGCGAUCCUGGGCGUUUCUUCUACGUUGACAUUGCAACAGGGGCUCUGAUGACUGCACGACCACUGGAUCGGGAAGAUAUUUCGUGGCACAAUAUCACUGUGCUGGCUCAUGAGCUGAACAAUCCUUCACAUGUCGGCAGUGUUUCCGUCACAAUAAGAAUCCUGGAUGUGAAUGACAAUGCUCCAGAAUUUCCCAGGUUCUAUGAGGCCUUUGUGUGUGAAAAUGCAAAAGCUGGACAGCUGAUUCAGACAGUAAGUGCGGUAGACCAGGAUGACCCACAGGAGGGACAACACUUCUACUAUAGCUUGGCUCCUGAGGCAGCUAACAACCCCAAUUUUACUCUAAGGGACAAUCAAGACAACACUGCUUGGAUUUUAACCAGGAGAUCCGGCUUCCGGCAGCAUGAGCAGAACACCUUUUACCUUCCUGUCCUGAUAGCUGAUAAUGGACGACCCAUGUUGAGUAGCACGGGGACAGUAACCAUUCAUGUCUGCAGCUGCGAUGACAAAGGUCUUGUGAUGUCCUGCAAUGCUGAAGCCUAUGUGCUCCCUGUGAGCUUGAGCAGGGGAGCCCUCAUUGCCAUCCUUGCCUGUAUCUUCGUCUUACUUGUGUUGGUGCUGCUGAUCUUAUCCAUGAGAAGACACAGGAAGAAGCCUUACAUUAUAGAUGAAGAGGAGAAUAUCCAUGAAAAUAUUGUCCGCUACGAUGAUGAGGGAGGCGGCGAGGAAGAUACAGAGGCUUUUGACAUUGCUGCCCUAUGGAACCCUAGAGAGGCCCAAGUGGUGAUGAAGAACAGACAGGACAUGAUGCCAGAAAUUGAGAGCCUUUCCAGAUACGUGCCUCAGGCCUGCACAAUGGAUAGCAGUGUCCAUAGCUAUGUGUUGGCCAAGCUCUACGAAGCAGACAUGGACCUCUGGGCUCCUCCCUUUGACUCACUCCAGACAUAUAUGUUUGAGGGGAAUGGCUCAGUGGCUGAGUCUCUCAGUUCCUUACAAUCCGUGACCACGGACUCUGAGCAGAGCUAUGACUAUCUGACAGACUGGGGGCCACGUUUUAAAAAGCUGGCUGAAAUGUAUGGCGCCACAGAAGGGAGUGGGGCGCUUUGGUAACCAAGAAAGAAAAGGCCGGGUACUAAGAGUGCUCAGGUGCAGCGGCCAUUCCGAAUUGGUUCUCAUCAGCUCGGGGGACUGGGAUGAGGUGGCCUCCAACAAAUAGCAAUACGGUGCUUGAGGGAGAAUGCAGAAGUGGAGUGCGGAUAAAUGAAUGCUCUCUCUGGAUCAGCUUUACUCAGUUACAUUAAUCUACAUUUGUAAACGGUGACAAACAGAAAAGGGGUGGGGGAAGUUAUUUCCUGGGUGUGGAUUUAGUUUUGUUUGUUUUUAAUGGCUACACUUGAACCCAUCACUCCUGGACUUAGAGUGCCAUUAUCAUCUUUUGCUGAUCUUUUCUUCUUCUUUGUCAAUACACACAUACACAACAUCUUAAUAAGUUUCUUACAAUUGGGGGCCACGACCCAUAAUUUUCAGUUUGCAAGGAAAUUGUCUGCAGAAAGCCUUCCCCAACAUGGAUGAUACCCUCCUUUCUUGUCUCUGUUUGAAAAAUAAUUGUAUGUUGGCAAAUUCAAGGCGGCAUAAAAUGGAACAA